Rubroshorea leprosula is the source of this 2462-nucleotide messenger RNA. The record is from the annotation of a GenBank genome assembly. NCBI's taxonomy places the organism in Eukaryota, Viridiplantae, Streptophyta, Magnoliopsida, Malvales, Dipterocarpaceae.
GCUCAGUAACUGCAUAUAUUAAAUCACAAAACAGGGAAAUCAUCAUCACGAAAAGCUCUCCCAACCUAAGCCCUAAUUUCUUUCCUCCCUCGUCUGUACUGGAUAAAAGGAAUCCACUCACAGUUGAGCUCUACUCCUUGUCUCGCUCCAUUCACACGCGAAUACGUGUCCUUCCAAUUUGUCUAUGUUGUAGCAUAAACUGAUCGAUUAUGGCAACGGAGAAUUCUGGGUCCAAAUCUAGUUCAACGGCGGAUUCCUACAUUGGGAGCUUGAUAAGCUUGACGUCGAAGAGUGAGAUUAGAUAUGAGGGUGUGCUUUACAACAUCAACACUGAGGAAUCUAGUAUUGGAUUGAGAAACGUGCGAUCAUUCGGAACUGAAGGAAGGAAAAAGGAUGGUCCACAAGUACCCCCAAGUGACAAAGUCUAUGAGUACAUAUUGUUCCGAGGAAGUGACAUCAAGGACUUACAGGUUAAAUCUUCCCCACCUGUUCAAACUGCAGCUCCCAUAACCAAUGACCCUGCCAUAAUACAGCAUUCGCAAUCUCAUUAUCCCCGCCCUGUUUCAACAUCAACAAGCUUGCCUUCUGCUGCUAGUGGACCCCUGACAGAUCUUACUUCUCUCAAUUCCCAAAUGGGACUCCCUGGGUCCAAUUUUCAAGUUAGUCUGCCAUUAUAUCAACCUGGAGGGAAUUUAGGAUCAUGGGGAGCCUCACCGCCACCCCCAAGUGCAAAUGGCAGUGGGCUUGCCAUGCCAAUGUAUUGGCAAGGAUACUAUGGCCCUCCAAAUGGGCUUACACAUUUGCACCAGCAAUCUUUGCUUAGGCCCCCACCUGGAUUGUCAAUGCCUCCUUCAUUGCAACCAAUGCAAUAUCCCAAUUUUAAUGUUCCAUUGCCAACUGGUCCCUCAAACUUACAGAGCUCAAGUGUGCCUGAAGUUCCUUCUGCAUUACUUCCGGUGACUACGAUCUCUGGUAAUUUAACCUCAACUCCCUUACCAUCCUUGACUUUGCCAUCAUCUUUGCCAUCAACUUUGCCUCCAGCACCAUCUGCUUCACUAGCUUCAGAAACAUUACCUGGUUUGUUGCCUAACAAAGCUCCUAGUUCUGCCCUUCCAACAGCUGCACCAGGUGCUAGCUUGCCAUCACUUUCUCCUCUGACUACAUCCACUCCAGAGUUGAAUCCUGCCAUACCAAUCGCUAACAAGCCAAAUGUAAUAUCUGGUCCAACCUUGUCAUAUCAGAGCACAUCUCAGUCUGCAUCCUCUAUCCUUGGUACAUCUACUUCGGUUCGUGCAGAAGCGCCUACACCUUCACUGGUAACCCCAGGUCAGCUGUUGCAGUCUGGAUCUACUGUGGCCCCUUCAUCUCAAUCUUCAAUAACUGCACAGAAAGAUGUGGAGGUGGUUGAAGCAUCUGCCUCACCAUCAUCUGAGCCAUCAGCACCGGUGGCCAAAGAAGCUCAGCCACCUAUAUUGCCGCUGCCAGUACCUUCCCGAGCUAUUCAUAAGCCAAAUGGACCUUCUUUCCAAGCUCGUCAUGGCUACAGGGGGCGUGAAAGAGGCAGAGGAACUGGGAAUUCACGUCCAGUGACAAAGUUCACUGAGGAUUUUGAUUUCAUGGCAAUGAAUGAGAAGUUCAAUAAGGAUGAAGUAUGGGGUCAUCUUGGUAAGAGUAACAAAUCCCAUUCUAAGGACAAUGAAGGCGAUGUCAGUGAUGAAGAUGGUUCUCAAGAUGAGUAUGAUGCUGAACUACCAAAGAUAGAUGUCAAGCCUAUGUACAAUAAGGAUGACUUUUUUGAUACUCUCUCCUGCAACGCUCUUGACAAUGAUUCACAAAGUGGAAGGCCUAGAUUCUCUGAUCAAAUGAAGAUCGACACAGAGACUUUUGGUGAUUUUUCAAGGCAUCGUGGUGGUCGCGGUGGACGUGGGCCACGUGGUGGUCGUUCUCGCGGUGGUUAUUAUGGAAGAGGGUACGGUAACUAUGGUUACAUUAAUAGGGGUCGUGGGAGGGCCAUGUCAAGCCGUGCUUCUUAGUUGGUGAUUGAUAUUUCAAAAGUUUAAUGUUCUGGCAGUUGUUCUCCUUAAGGUGUCUAGUUAUUUUAAAUGUUACAGUGGAUGAAAAACUAAAGCCCUGCCUCCCCAGUAAGCAGCAGACAGAUCUGAGGCUAUGUUCCCAAGUUUCAGUUCUUGUUUUUGAUUGUCCAGAAAAUAAAGAGUAGGAGUGCUAUGUGUUUUUAUUCCAGUUUCCUUAUUUGAAUUUAUUUAAGAAAUACCAUAUCAUAUCAUCCUCUGGAUCUAAUCUAAUGAGAAGGCUGGUCUCAGUUAAGAGAUAGUUUGAUCCUUUUUCAUUUUUACAGAGAGACUCGAUAAAGUUGGACUGGUUUUAUCUCCUAGUUCUCCAGCUAGCUUGUUAAUUGCCCCCCAUGUACAUGUUAGGAAGAUUAAUAAUAAGUUGGUGAUAUU